UCUAGUCUAAUCUAAUCUAAGUAAUCUAAUCUAAUCUAAUGGUAGAAGUCUAUUAAACUUAUUGGCUAUGUGUCACUACAGUGGAGUUUUAGACUCCCUACCACAAAUAGUUUAAAAUUAAUUUGGGAGCCAAGUUCCCAAUGGCACAAAAGGUGUGAGAGUGCGACUAGAAAAUGGCUUCACAUCAUUUGGAUUUGGCACUGAGUGAAGCAGGGCUGCAGUCUAGCACAAAUACAAGUUUUAAAAGUUCCUAUGUGGAACAAUAGGCAUUUAGAAGCUGUUUGUUGUAACCUUAUUAAAGUACUGUAUAGAAGAUUCAAUGUUAAGACUCCAUAGAAGCAGCUAAGCAAUCCUUGGGUUGUUCGUAACUAGCUCUGAAAGCAUCUAUGGACCUUUACCUAACUUCAACCUCAAAGCCUAAUUGUUCAGGUGAUGCAUAAUCAUCAGCUAGAACAUAUUAUAAUUAUAGGCUACAUUAUAGUGAUGUCACUUUCACAACUUUUGUUCAAAAACAAGCCUCAGCUGCAUUGUUUUUCCAUCGCCAGUCCCCUGGGUUACCACUGGUAAUCCUGUGUAAACAGAAAAUUACCACCUUAUUUACCGAUUCAAGUGCUUGGAAGUUGGUAGUAUGUGACUAUAUUACUUUUCAAGAGUUGCCGGUUGUACCUUUUAGAAAAUUAGUUUGAAGGCAGACGUAAAAGCUUUCAAUAUUCCCCAGAAUCAACUCUUAUCUACGUUGGCGUCAUAGAUUCUAAAUGGCAUUCAAUGGAAAGUUUGAAUUGGAGAGUCAGGAAAACUUCGAGCUGCUCAUGAAAGCUCUGGGACUCUCAGAUAAUAUAAUUCAGAAAUAUAAAGACCUCAGCAAUGUUAUUGAACUUACACAAAAUGGGAAUUCAUUUCAAGCUACUUACAAUUAUGGCAGCAAAGCAAUUACCAAUGAUUUCACCAUUGGACAAGAAAGUGAGUUUUUGUCAUUCACAGGGCACAGAGUCAAGGCUUUGGCAAAACUGGAAGGUGAGAAUAAGCUUGUUAUCACUAUGGAUGGACUGACUGCAACCAUGGACUUGAGUGGAGACAAAAUAAUUGAAACUAUGAGCAAUGGAGAAAUUACUGCAAAGAAAAUUUGGAAAAGAAUUUAAAGUAUACAAAAUGGACUUGAACACAAUGAAGCCUGUACCGCACUGUGUCAAUUUGUAUAACUGAAAUGGAAGCAAUGUAAUUGGAUUAAUAGCUGUGAAUGAAUUAUUAUUUACAUUUUCUUUAUAGUAGUAAUAUUUUUUCAUUGUCUAUCUAGAUGAAGUUUGGAAUAAAUAUUUACAGUUAAAGGAUGAAAAUCCCUUGUCUCUUGGUUGUGAUUAAAUUGUAGGGAUUCUGGGAUAAAACAUUGGCAUUUGAAACAAUUGUAACAUUUGCUUAGAAAGAUGGACAUCAGGU
Chiloscyllium plagiosum (whitespotted bambooshark) is the source of this 1434-nucleotide messenger RNA. RefSeq names its product fatty acid-binding protein 1, liver-like. NCBI's taxonomy places the organism in Eukaryota, Metazoa, Chordata, Chondrichthyes, Orectolobiformes, Hemiscylliidae. The record is from RefSeq and is a predicted model, not a curated record. Gene Ontology annotation, molecular function: lipid binding.